Messenger RNA from Amaranthus tricolor (Joseph's coat), 639 nucleotides. RefSeq lists its product as uncharacterized. The record is from RefSeq and is a predicted model, not a curated record. The coding region runs from base 1 to 639 and encodes 212 amino acids. Lineage: Eukaryota; Viridiplantae; Streptophyta; Magnoliopsida; Caryophyllales; Amaranthaceae. The transcript has 2 exons.
AUGGGUCUUGUUUUGAGGUAUUUUGAUAAAAGGGGAUUUAUCAUGGAGAGGUUAGUUGGUCUUGCUCAUGUUACUAGCACUACCGCUGAGUCACUCAAAGGAACAGUUUAUUCUAUGCUUGAUCAGUUCUCUUUGAGUCCAUCUCGUAUAAGGGGGAAAGGUUAUGAUGGGGCAAGCAACAUGAGAGGUGAGCUUAUAACUGGAAAGUGUUUAAAUCAAGAAGUUGGUCUUCAAAAACCUGGGAAUACUCUUUGGGGUACACAUUUUAAAACCUUUUGCAAUUUCAUUAGUAUGUUUUCACUAAUUGUUGAUGUGCUUGAUGCUCUUGUUCUUGCGGGAGAUGAUGAUAUAGCUAAAACUCAAGCUAUUUUGGAUGGUAUUCAAACUUUUGAUUUUGCUUUCAUAGAACAUUUGAUGAAUUUAGUGAUGGGAAUCAUAUAUCCAUUUAGUCUAUCUUUGCAAAGAAGAGAUCAAGAUAUUGCAAAUGCUAUAAGAUUGCUUCAUACUGCUAAGAGACUAUUUCAAAUGACUAGGGAUGAAAGUUGGGAUUCUUUGAUGAAUGAUGUGACUUCUUUUUGUGUAAAACAUGAUAUUAAAAUUCCUAACAUGGAUGAGCUUGCCCCUAUACGAAACGUUUAG